UCCACAGCCCACAGCCCAUCUCCAGAAGCUUCGACAAAGUCUUGAACCCUACUAAAACCCUUCUAACAUUUUCAUUUCUACUCCCUUUCUCACAUCAUCAAAACAUCUUUUCCAACCAUCGGAAAAUAUUUGAAAUCGUUGAUUCUCCACUGAACAACAUGCACAGGAUUUCACGGCGCUCAGUCUCUGCGAUUCUGCGCAACGGUGGUUUCCGCCACCGGAAUGCGGUCGCCGCUUCUUCUCUCUCCUCAACUUCUCCCUUAAACCUAAACAUUUCUGAGGGUGAGGCAAAAUCGGAGUGUAGACAAUACUCAUCGUUGAGUUCGAGUAACUUCCGUGCUCCUGGCUUGCAUUUAAGUCAAGUAGGUCGUCGCUAUGAGUCCACGGCUGCGGCUGCUGACUCAACUGAUGGUGGUUCUCCUGUUGAGAAGUAUGAGUAUCAGGCAGAGGUUAGCAGACUCAUGGAUCUUAUUGUAAACAGCCUCUACAGUAACCAGGAGGUUUUCUUGAGAGAGCUAGUCAGCAAUGCAAGUGAUGCUCUAGACAAGCUUCGGUUUCUUAGUGUUACCCAACCAGAGCUUUCGAAGGACUCAGCUGAGCUUGAUAUUCGCGUCCAAGCUGACAAAGAUAAUGGGAUUAUCACAAUAACUGAUACUGGGAUUGGUAUGACACGUGAGGAACUUGUAGAUUGUCUUGGAACUAUUGCACAAAGUGGAACAGCUAAGUUUCUUAAGGCAUUGAAGGAUAGCAAAGAAGCUGGAGACAACAAUCUCAUCGGUCAAUUUGGUGUUGGGUUUUAUUCGGCAUUUUUAGUGUCUGAUAAGGUGGCUGUUGCAACAAAGAGUCCUAAGUCUGACAAACAGUAUGUGUGGGAGGGGGAAGCUAAUGCCAGCACCUAUACAAUUAGAGAGGAGACAGAUCCGGAAAGGCUGUUGCCUAGAGGAACCCGCAUAACACUUCAUCUGAAGGGUGAUGCCAAACAAUUUGCACAUCCAGAGAGAGUCCAGAAACUUCUUAAAAAUUACUCGCAAUUUGUUUCGUUUCCGAUAUACACAUGGGAGGAGAAGGGAUUUACAAAGGAGGUUGAGGUGGAGGAAGAUCCUGCUGAAGCUAAAAAGGAUGAUGAAGAAGUGCAAACUAAGGAAAAGAAAACCAAAAAGGUGAUUGAGAAGUACUGGGAUUGGGAGCGCAUAAAUGAGACUAAACCACUAUGGCUCCGGAAUCCGAAGGAAGUUGCAACGGAGGAGUACAAUGAGUUUUACCGAAAUACCUUCAAUGAGUAUUUAGAUCCUCUAGCAUCAACACACUUCACAACAGAGGGUGAGAUCGAAUUCAGAUCUGUCUUGUAUGUUCCAACGAUGCCGCCUAACGGACAAGACGAUUUAAUGAAUUCUAAGACCAAAAAUAUAAGGCUUUAUGUUAAACGGGUCUUCAUUUCAGAUGACUUUGAUGGUGAAUUGUUCCCUCGAUAUAUGGGCUUUAUAAGAGGCGUUGUGGAUUCGAGUGACCUUCCCCUCAAUGUUUCUCGAGAGAUUCUUCAAGAGAGCCGAAUAGUGAGAAUGAUGAGAAAAAGAUUGCUUAAGAAGGCCUUUGACAUGAUCCGUGGCAUAUCAAUGAGUGAGAACAAAGAUGAUUAUGAGAAGUUCUGGGAGACCUAUGGAAAACACCUAAAAUUAGGUUGCAUUGAAGAUGUGGAUAAUCACAAACAUAUUGCACCACUGCUACGGUUCUUCUCUUCUCAAAGUGACGAGGAGAUGAUAAGCCUGGAUGAAUACGUCGAAAACAUGAAACCUGACCAGAAGGAUAUCUACUUCAUCGCUUCUGACAGUGUAACACAUGCAAAAAAUACACCAUUCAUUGAGAAGCUUUUGGAAAAAGAUCUUGAAGUGCUCUUCUUAGUUGAUCCCAUUGAUGAGGUUGCCAUUCAGAAUCUAAAGGCUUACAAGGAGAAGAAAUUUGUGGACAUUAGCAAGGAAGGCUUAGACUUGGGAGCGGAAAAUGAGAAUGAAACAGAGGUGAAACAAGAAUUUGGAAAAACUUGUGACUGGAUAAAAAGACGAUUGGGUGAUAAAGUUGCUAGCGUCCAAGUUUCUAAUCGUUUGAGCUCUUCACCAUGUGUUCUUGCAACUGGGCAAUUUGGUUUUUCAGCUAAUAUGGAGAGGCUGAUGAAGGCACGGCAGAGUAGUAGUGGUACUUUGGACUUCAUGAAAGGCAGAAGAGUGCUUGAGAUUAAUCCUGAUCAUCUUGUUAUCAAAAGUUUGCAUGCUGCUUACAAGAGUGGUGCCGAGAGUGAAGAAAUUUUUAGAGCAGUUGACCUAUUAUAUGAUGCUGCACUGCUCUCCAGCGGUUACACUCCUGACAACCCUGCAGAGUUUAGUGGAAAGAUAUAUGAGAUGAUGGCCACGUCUCUAUCAGACAAAUUGGCGACACUUGAUGCACAACAACCACUUGACCAACAGCCACUGAAUCCUGAGAUAGUUGAAGCUGAGAUAGUCGAGCCAGUUGAAGCUGGUAAUCAGAAAUGAAGAGGACCGUGCACUGCAUAUUGUGGUACUCGGAUUCAAAUGGGGCUUUCAGUAACUAUAUAAUUGAUUCAGAGAUUUUGUCAGCACUGUGUUUUGGAAGUUCACUAUGAUGAAGCUAUGCUUGUGAAUUUGCGUCUGCGUAGUGUGUAGGUGAUAGUUGAAAGUUUCCGAGUGUUGUGCGCAUAUGGCUGACAUAUAAUAUCUCCUCAUCAUAGACAUUGAACUGGUUUCCGUCAUCAUAGAUCUAAUUGUUUGGGAGUUUCUACCUUGUGUCCCUUUUCAUCAAAAAGAUAUAUGCAUCUCAUUUUACUACCGUUAUGAAUUUUGGUAUAUAUGAAUUUUGGUUAAUAAUGGCUUGGAUACCAUUAUGAGUCAAUCCAACAAAUGGUCGCUAGAAACAUUAUAUUUUUGAGAUAUACUCCCUUCGUUUUGAAAUAAUGGGAACAAUUUACGCUUGUUAAUGUAAAUGUUUGAAUAUUAAUAUCUCUAAAUUUGUAUUCGUAAAAGUUAUAAAAAGUUAUAUUUUGAAAGUGCA
Molecule: messenger RNA, 3060 nt
Organism: Spinacia oleracea (spinach)
Lineage: Eukaryota; Viridiplantae; Streptophyta; Magnoliopsida; Caryophyllales; Amaranthaceae
Product: heat shock protein 90-6, mitochondrial
Exons: 19
Coding region: 159-2525 (788 amino acids)
Biological process (GO): protein folding
Molecular function (GO): ATP hydrolysis activity; ATP binding; ATP-dependent protein folding chaperone
Source: RefSeq, a predicted model, not a curated record